UAUCCUUAAAUUUGCAUUUAUAAAGUUAGUUAACAUACAAAUUACGUUUAGAGUUUGUAAUAAACGCCAAUUAACAAUUAACGCCCAGGAAUUAGUGAAGUGUGAAGUGAUAAUUGAUUGACGACGUUUCUCAGAUGGAUUCGUUCUAAUGGAAAUUACUGCUAAGUUAAUAAUAAGGAAAGAGGGUAAAUGAACUAUCCAAUCCCGGGUAUUUACUUACUGAUUAGUAUCGGUUUUGCGAUCGCCUGUAAGUUCAGAUUUAUUUGCACGUUGAAAUACGAGCUCUGCGUCUCUGGUAAUAUGAGACUUAUUCCCCUUUUUGCGAUUUAUGUUAUAUUGGGGCUAGUUUUCUGUGGAAAAGUGAGAGAUACCAGCCGAACGUUUUCCAUUCGACAGAAGCGCUUCCUUAUUUUUCAGGAAGGUGUAAAUUGGAUUCAGAUGGUUGUGGGUAUUGGUUUUCCAAUUGCUCUCCGCGAUGAGACCGUCACGUUAGGAGCGACAGUAAAAAGUUAUUAUCUGUUACCGACGAACAGUAAUGAUAUUACGAAUCCUACGAUCAAUAUCGAAGAUCGUAAGAGUCGGUUUCCUAACAGGUGGGAAAUUUAUGCGGCAAUAAGGAAUUUCAUGGAUAGAUUUAAUCAAGGAAAUGGAAAAACUUGUUUGUUAAGAGCAAUUUGCGAGAUAUCUUUCGCUCCUUUGAAUCAAAAAACUGGUUUAUUGCCAGAAAUGGUGCAGACUAUAUUGACGCCAUCCACCACGAAAGAGAGCAUUAGCCAGUACAGUGACGUUGAAUAUCAUGCGGCUGAAAAAUAUGGAAGACAGAAAUACAACUGUGAAAGGUUAUUUUCGGGGUGUAAUUUAUAUUUCUUUAAUCAAUUUACCAAAUUACUUUUGUAACA
This is a messenger RNA of Photinus pyralis (common eastern firefly), 899 nucleotides long. RefSeq lists its product as uncharacterized. Bases 190 to 897 code for a protein of 235 amino acids. The transcript is spliced from 5 exons. The record is from RefSeq and is a predicted model, not a curated record. NCBI's taxonomy places the organism in Eukaryota, Metazoa, Arthropoda, Insecta, Coleoptera, Lampyridae.